Molecule: messenger RNA, 1777 nt
Organism: Armigeres subalbatus
Lineage: Eukaryota; Metazoa; Arthropoda; Insecta; Diptera; Culicidae
Exons: 5
Coding region: 2-1696 (564 amino acids)
Source: RefSeq, a predicted model, not a curated record
AAUGUCCUGGAUAAAAAACGGUAUUUUGUUGUGGCCAAAGCUCUCAAAUGAAAAAAUUGAGAAGCUGCGCGAGUCUGGCACUGAGUUCCACGGCUCGGUUAAACGCAUUCCCGUGAUUAUUUGGAAAAAGUUUCGGAACUUUGAGGCGGCUGAAAGAGCAGCGGACGACUUGGCGAAGACAGAAGUUUCAGACGUAGAAGGUAAAAAAAAGAUUUUGAAACAAAGCGUCAAGUCAAAACCUGUGGAUUCAAAAGAUUAUAACGCUAUGUUUGCAGCCAUUGCAGAUCCGCUGAGCAGCAUCCAAAAACCUACAGCUGGAGCUAAAAAACAUUUUGAUACCAUGGAUGUGGUUACUGGUGAAAUGUGUAAGCAGAAACGUCAAGAAAUCAUACAUCCGCUACCGGGUGAAUCGAUUUUCAAGCGACCUUCAACGCCGUCCAUUUCCAUGGCUUUUCAAUAUAAGCAACCGUCGACAUCGAAGUUCGUUGCGCAGGACAAUGCAGCCACUAUAUCUCAGCAAGUUGUAAUCCAGCAACCAUUGACACAAGUUUUGAUACCGCCAGGAAAUAUGUCACCUGGGUCGCAGGCCCCUCAAUCAUCGUCAUCACAAAGCUCCAUACCUACUUUGAAAGUGACGCAGCCAGUGGCGGGACCGUCAGGAAUUAAAAAUGCUCCUUUGACCCAAUACCAAAUCAGCCCAACACCCUAUUCUGUUGUGUCUCUGGGACAAUCUCAACACGAAACAUCGGAUGAACAACCAAAGACAGUAGUUUUGGAAUCGAUUCCGUCCCAGGCGAUGCAGCAGGAGAUAGAGCCUAUUUAUUGCUCUGAAAACGGAAUAAUCUAUUUGACGAAUACCGAGGAACAACAAUCUAAUUUGGAAAACCAUGUUCUUACAGAUAAUGACGGAGCAAUAACUUAUGCGGACUUGAAAAAGGAUUUACAGCAAUUCAUCCAAAACAGUGUUAAGGCUGCGGUAGAGGAGUGUUUUCAAACUCAUUUCACUCGCAUGACUGCACUGGUGGAAAUGCAAGCGCGAUCUACUACUACAACAUCCGAACCUUCUGACCACCCGGUGGAACAACAUGCUCGAAUCAACAAUGAAGUUGAGCUCCACGACUGGAAUGUGAAACUACGUAAUGAAGAACUAUGUAGCCAAUAUCUACAGUAUUUCACACGCAUCAUCCCCCCAAAUUCAUAUGAAAGCAACGGAAAUAAUGCGUGCUACACGAUUGUUGAUUGUCUGUUUACACGGGACUUCUGGAAUAACUUCACAUGGACCGGAAUCAGUCGCGGCGAGAAAUCCAAAAGGGGUUUUAGAGAAUUUGGCAAUAUUCUACAGUUGCUACUUAAGCUAGUUCGUAUUGGCGACCCCACAUAUACAGCUCAGAAGUUAGAAGUAUUCUGCAGAACACGUUUGUUCAGAUACAGCAAAUCGAGAUGCACAAACCAAAGACUACGUAAGUCAUCAUGCCGUCCAACUCGUAAACGCAAGGAGAUUAUAAAAAAGAAAAACGAUAAUCUGAAUGAUAUGACUCAUCACGAAGAAGAACCUAAUGAUUCAAGUGACCAUACGGAGCCCUUCAACAGCAGCCAAGGAGAAAUGGAUCCAGAUACAACAUUUGAACAUGACGCUGAUAUCGAGCUAGAUGAUGCUGAUGACCAAAUGGAGACCAACGAAGUUUCUUUGGAAUGAUGAAUAAUUUAAAUGAAACAUUUAUGAUUUUCUCGUUAAACUUAAGAACACAUAAAAUGGAAUUCUGUACAGUGUUUUUGA